This is a messenger RNA of Salmo salar (Atlantic salmon), 3464 nucleotides long. RefSeq names its product sodium-coupled monocarboxylate transporter 1. Gene Ontology annotation, molecular function: organic acid:sodium symporter activity. NCBI's taxonomy places the organism in Eukaryota, Metazoa, Chordata, Actinopteri, Salmoniformes, Salmonidae. Gene Ontology annotation, cellular component: extracellular exosome; membrane. The record is from RefSeq and is a predicted model, not a curated record. Gene Ontology annotation, biological process: sodium ion transport; propanoate transmembrane transport.
AGUCACAACAGGUCAGGCUGACCAUACAUGGUGUUAUACCACUAGAACUAUACCAACCAUUCUAUUAAUUGGUAGAUCGGAAGGCGGGCCAAACACACUUCACCAAGUCAGAUAUAAGGAUCAUUCUGUUUUAGAAUCUUGGUAGGCAGUGCAGUGAAUUCUGUAUAUUUUGUCCUUGGGUGAUGAUUAACUAAAGGUGUGUUUAUGGUUAGCCGACACCAAGAGUGUGUUCUUCCAUGCUUUUGUUAGGAUAAGGGGACUACACAAGGAAGUCUUGCUAAACAGGAGGAUGCAUUUCUAGUAAUUCUCAACUUUAUUCAACCUCAACAAGUACGGAAGACUUAACAAAUAGGAAUAUUGGACAUUUGUUCUUGGAAUUCUAGGACGUUUGUAUAAGGAUGUUUCUUUCAAUUGUGGAUGUCUAUUGUAAGUGUCAAAGAACUGCAAUAAUCCCAACAUUUUAUCUGGAUUAAUACAUUUCUGAGGUGCUUAUCUAGUUGACUGAGAAUUUAUUUGCUAUUGUUUUCUUUUCUUGGAAUACUGAAAAAAGGUUGGCCUCAAUUUGAACAAAAUUGAUUUAUUUUGACAUUCUUGAUCAAAUCAAACAUUCCUUUUUCUACUUAGUGAAAGUUAAAUAUCAAUGCUACACCUGUUCUGUAAUUCACAUACCAUUUAUCUGAUUAAAUUGUAAAUAGGAAAAAUAGUGUGCAUUGGAAAGAAAUGAAAUUAAACAUUAGCAACAUUGCCUAACAUUCAACCUGUAAGAUCUAAGUGGCGACCAGUGGGUGAAAGUGGUUAGAUAGUGAAGAUUAGAUAAGUGUUGGUCUCUGCCGGAGGGAUUUCUUCUGUAGUCAUUAACCAUGACGACAGGUACAGGGGGCCCAGUGGCCUCGUUCUCUGUGUGGGACUAUGUGGUGUUUGUGGGCACAGUCCUGGGGGCGGCCGGCAUCGGCCUGUUCCAAGCCAUCCGGGGCCGCAAGAACACUAGCAGCGAUGAGUUCCUGCUGGGGGGCCGUCAGAUGACAGCGGUGCCCGUCGCCAUGUCCCUCACUGCCAGCUUCAUGUCUGGCAUCACCGUGAUCGGCACUCCAGCAGAGGCCUAUCGGUUUGGGGCGGCCUUCUGGAUAUUUGGCAUCUCCUAUGCCAUCAUGUCCAUCAUCACCGCUGAAAUCUUCGUCCCUCUCUUCUACCGCCUGGGCAUUACCAGCACUUACGAGUAUCUGGAGAUGCGUUUCAACAAGUUGAUUCGGGUGAUCGGGACCACCAUGUACAUCAUACAAACGGCCCUGUACACUGGUAUGGUCAUCUACGCCCCAGCUCUUGCUCUCAAUCAAAUCACAGGGCUGAACCUCUGGGGAGUGCUGGUGGCCACUGGGGUGGUGUGCAUCAUCUACUGCACUCUGGGAGGUCUGAAGGCGGUCAUAUGGACAGACGUGUUCCAGAUGGUGAUCAUGUUAGCAGGCUUCGUGGCCGUCAUCGCCAGGGGGGCUGUCAUCCAGGGAGGUCUGGGGAAGAUCUGGGAUGACUGCUACCAAGGAGGCAGGCUCAACCUUUUUGAUUUUGAUCCAGACCCUUUGAAGCGUCACACGUUCUGGACAAUCGUGGUUGGUGGCAGUGUGAUGUGGGCGUCCAUCUACUCCAUCAACCAGUCCCAGGUGCAGCGUUACAUCUCCUGCAAAACCCUAACUCAAGCCAAACUGUCACUGUAUGUGAAUAUGAUUGGUCUCUGGGUGACUGUGAGCUUAGCAGUGUUCUCCGGCCUCACCAUGUACUCCAUUUACAAGAACUGUGAUCCACUCACUAAUGGUGAUGUAGGGGCACUUGAUCAGCUGCUUCCAUACCUGGUAAUGGACAUCCUGGCAGCCUAUCCUGGAGUCCCUGGGUUGUUUGUUGCGGCAGCAUACAGUGGUACACUGAGUACUGUGUCCUCCAGCAUCAAUGCACUGGUGGCUGUCACUGUGGAGGACUUCAUCAGGCCAGUGUACAAAAACCUGACAGAUAAACAGGUGACCUGGAUGAACAUGGGCCUCAGUGUUUUCUUCGGAUUUUUGUGCAUUGGGAUGGCUGCAAUAGCUUCACUGAUGGGGAGCAUUCUGCAGGCAGCCCUGUCCAUAUUUGGAAUGAUCAGUGGCCCUCUACUUGGGCUUUACCUCUUAGGCAUGUUCUGGUGCACAGCAAACUCAACAGGGGGACUCACAGGGCUGAUUGUGGGCCUUGUUAUUACCCUGUGGGUGGGGAUUGGAGCUCAGAUAUACCCACCCUUAGCUGAUAAAACCAACCCCCUGCCAAUCAGUGUGGCAGGCUGUAACCGCACACAGGACCUGAACUACACCACCCUUGCCCCAUGGACUAGUGCAGUAACACUGACUCCUCUGCCUGAUGACCGUCCGGCUCUGGCAGACUCAUGGUACUCCCUGUCCUACUUGUACUUCUGUCUUCUGGGCACUUUGGUGACUGUGAUCGUGGGCUUGGUGGUAAGCGCUAUCACAGGUGGCUGCAAGCAGGAGAAGCUAAGCUCAGAUCUCUUUGUAAGGAGAAGUGAUCUAUUCUGCGCUGGCUGUGGCAAAGACUCAGAGGCAUCAGAACCAGAGAUAAAUGAAAAGGCUGGGUCAAAGCUGAAGAAGGGAUCAAACAACGCUGGAUUCCAAGACCCUCAGUUUAACAUUGUGGAGAAGGAUGUGGAGAAGGUCACUAAAAUGUGAUGCUGCCACCAUGCUAAAUGCACUCUGUCAACUGGAGUGCUCCAAGAGAAUGAUUUUUCCUCUCACCUUUCCAUUCUAGUUUUAUCGUAACGAAAUUCAUUACUAAGAGAAGGAACCCCAAGUGUGUAAUAAUGCAGGUUGAUCCAGUUGAUCAACUAGUUAGCUCAUGUAUGUUAGGCUAACCAGCUAUCUAAAUCUUAUAGUUAUCAUAGCAAGAUUACUUGCCGAAGUGCCUCGACACCCAGGGGGCUCCAUUGAUUUUGUGGAGUCAUUAAAGUAUCAUAUGAACACACAUAAGACAUGGCAAAAUGUGUAGAAUUGCAGGAAAUGAGCUUUAAAACUGUUAAAUGUUCUCUAAACCAACAAGAGGGGUGUGAACAGUUUAGGAUCCCAUGUGUUGUGAGGUGGUUUGUUACUAUCCCAAUAAAUUACAAUAUCCAUCCAGCCACCUAGGAAAUGUUUGUGGCCAGACCUUCCCAAAUAGUAGUUGAGCAUCCCUGACCUAGGCCAUGGAAGGGUACUGCAAUGUAAAGCAAUAUUUUAAUGUAUACAGCACUUGUUGUAAGGUAGGACUUUUCAACCAUGUGUUAAGAUAAAACAAUAUAUAAUAAUGUGAAUCUAACUUAAUUGUCAGUACAAAUAAGCAUAUGCAGUUCAUAUGUAAUCAUAUUUAUUUUGUGUUUACAGCACUUUAGGCUGAUAUGAGACAUUUUACAGUAUGUAAUAUUAAUUUUGUGGAUAUAAAGAUUGUGCUGAAAUGCA